GUUCUUGCUUGGCCCUAAAUCAGCAAAGUGUUUAAAUUGUAAUAUGUAAUAGAUUUUGGUGACGCUUUGAAGACUAUAAUGGUGUUAAAAGGACUUUUAUUUUGGAAAAACAUCCAGCAAUAAGGAACAGUCGGAACAAGAUUUCACGUGUAGUUUGAGCAAUAUGAAUGGCAUAUCAAAGCCCUACAAUAAUUAAACUUGCACCACAAUGAAUGUUGAAUUGCCUCCAGCGCACAUACUUGCAUAAACACAAACAUGAGAACUAAUUAAACUCAGCUCGUGUGUUACCUAAACGUGUUGUGUAAAAGCGUGACCUUAGCAAGCGAGCUAACAUGCAUCGAAACUGCGCAGGUCAGUGAAUGAUGUGACUCCAUAUGUGCAAUUAUUAGACUGUAGAUGAAAAUUUCCUCUCACUCGGGGCACUGUAUGAUUAAGAUGACUGUCAGCACAUCAUGGUUCCGAGCUUUACGUUGUAUCAGAUCCAGGACGAGCGUGUUUACUUCACAGCGGCUGCUCUGCAGUCAUCAGAGAGGCUCCUCUGAAAACAUACGGGUACUGUAUGAUGGAGAGUGCCCAAUAUGCGUGAAAGAAAUCCGCUUUCUUCAGUUUCUUCAAAGAAACAGAGCAGAUAAAGUACAUUUUGUGGACAUCUCACUGCCAGAAUAUGAUGGGAGUAAAUAUGAAAGUGUCAGUUAUGAGACGGCAAUGGAAGAAAUGACUGUCAUUGAUAAGAAUAACAAGAUUCACCGUGGUGUGCCAGCUUUCACAGUAAUGUACAGUGCAGUGGGUCUGGAUUGGCUUGGCAGGUUCAUCUCUCUCCCACUGAUUAGGCCUCUAAUGGACCGAGCCUAUGAUGUGUUUGCAAGAAACAGACUGAAGUGGACCGGCAGAGAAGGCUGCACAACUGGGCGCUGUGUAAAAAAAGAGAGAUAAGGGUCAGAGCACUUUAAAAUGGACUCAGCACUAUAAUGAUAUGUAAAUGGAGCUAUUGUUCAUAACAGUGAUUCAGUUUUCUUUUUUUGCAUUUGAUAUUUACAGGACUUUGAGUAUGAAUAAAAGGUAAAUAUCUUAUGUGCUCAGAAUAAGUAAUUUCAAUUUGUUUUUUUAAUGAAAUAAAAGGAUCUGAAAUCUGUAGCCUACUAAACAGGCACUAAAAACGGUUCAAGGAACGAAAACGAAAACUGAAAACAUGAGAAAUGUUUUGCAGAACGUAACCGAAAACAGGAACAAAAUUAUUUUCAAUUGUUCCGGAGUGAUUCUGUGGAUAAAGACCUUUUUAACAACUAUGUAUAAUUACUACAUAUACAUGCACGUUUGAUCCAGAUACAAGGAAAACAUUAUUAGAGGUAAAAAAAAAAAAAAAAGGACAUUUCACAGUUGUUUCCAAGUCUUCACUGAAUUAUUGUUAGAUAUGAAGCAAUACAGAUUUUGCUGCUGUGUUUUACAGGUCUGUAAUUAAAAUUAUACUUAACUGUUAA
Molecule: messenger RNA, 1478 nt
Organism: Myxocyprinus asiaticus (Chinese sucker)
Lineage: Eukaryota; Metazoa; Chordata; Actinopteri; Cypriniformes; Catostomidae
Exons: 3
Coding region: 397-933 (178 amino acids)
Molecular function (GO): protein-disulfide reductase activity
Source: RefSeq, a predicted model, not a curated record